This is a messenger RNA of Drosophila simulans, 1496 nucleotides long. RefSeq names its product ras-related protein Rab-13 (gene RabX4). Gene Ontology annotation, molecular function: GTPase activity; GTP binding. The record is from RefSeq and is a predicted model, not a curated record. The transcript has 5 exons. Lineage: Eukaryota; Metazoa; Arthropoda; Insecta; Diptera; Drosophilidae. Bases 157 to 798 code for a protein of 213 amino acids.
CUGCAGCCCGCUACUACCCCUCGUAGCCAAAACCGAACCACCACCACCACUUGCACCACCCAACUACCAAUAACAACAACGCCAGCCCAUCUGUAACUGAAAACCUCCGCAGUUAAUAUUACAAUUCCUAACGAAAACUCCGCCAGCUCCGUCAACAUGGCACUGGACUUUGUGGCCACCUAUAAAGUUCUGGUGCUGGGCGACUCUAAUGUGGGCAAGACCUGCAUCGUCCACAGAUAUUGCGACGAAAAAUACUACGACACAUACAUCUCAACGAUAGGCAUAGACUUCAAGCAGAAGCUGAUUAACCUUGAUGGCGUGCCUAUAAAGCUGCAAAUCUGGGACACGGCUGGCCAGGAGAGAUUCCGGACAUUGACCACGGCGUACUAUCGGGGCGCCAUGGGCAUCCUACUCAUGUACGACGUGACCAACCUGGAAAGCUACAACAACCUGUCUUACUGGUUACGCAACAUACAGGAGAACGCUUCGCCGGACGUGGUUAAGGUGCUGGCGGGCAACAAAUGCGAGUGCUCCGCCACCCAGCGCAUGGUGGACAAGGAGAGGGGCGAAAAGAUUGCCGAAAACUUCGAUAUGCCCUUCUUCGAGGUGUCUUGCAAAUCCAACAUCAAUAUCGAGGAUGCCUUCCUGUCGCUGGCCCGUAAAAUCCGCGAGCAAAGGGAGCGACGGGGGGACAACUUUGAUAACGACGAGAGCAAAGACAAGAAAUCACCCGGCUCCAAUGGCCUAGGAACCUUCAGUCUGGGCAGCCUUUCCGGCGAGAAUCGCUGCACCUGCUAAAUACUGAGCGAUGGAUUACGAUGCGAUCGCAACCGCAAACCGCAGAACCUGAACAAGUUGUCCAAAGCUAUUGAGCGUUGUAGCAUUGUGGCCAAGUUCGCGAACGGGCCACCUUUUAGACGGGCCUGCAUUAAAGUGAAGCGUUCAGAUUGUGCAUUUUAAGGUACACUUAGUCCAAGAGAAGAUAGCAUAAAUAUUUUAGCAUAUUCCAGCAAAUACAUAACGGUCGAUUAUACAUGCAUAUUGUCUCGAUUCCAAUAAUUAUAAUAUAAUGCUAAAUAUAAAAACAUUUAUACUCGUAAGAAAUGAAAUCAAGUCUAUGUGGGGAAUUGGGUUUUUUUACAGAUAAUAUUAUCACUGUGAAACUUCCCUAAUUGACCUCAUGUUCUUAUCAACUUAUUUAUAUCAAAAUUUUUAUUUAUAUUUAAAAUAUAAACCUUGUUUUUCAAGGCAUCAUUGACUAGAUUCUUUCUGUCGCUCAGAAUGAUCGUUACUCAAGUUCUCAUCUUCGGAGUCGUCCUCCUGUUAAAUAUACAUCCACCGUUUUGCCGAAGGCAAUGUUGGGGUGAUGAAGUUCCUUGGCAACGUGGCUAACAGGAUAAUGACAAUGAAGGAGAAGCAAAGCAACGAUUGGAACGCAGCUAAUUUUGCUAUUAACUCGAAAUACAUAUGUCAACAAUAAAGCACAUACCGUGUGA